Messenger RNA from Punica granatum (pomegranate), 1798 nucleotides. The record is from RefSeq and is a predicted model, not a curated record. Lineage: Eukaryota; Viridiplantae; Streptophyta; Magnoliopsida; Myrtales; Lythraceae.
GGGGAAGAAAAGAGAGAAAAUGCGAGGACCGAAGAAAAGAAAGUGACAGAGGACGAAGCUUCAUCAUCUCAUGCACAUGGCGGAAGCAGCCAUUCCUCUCCCUCCAUUCAUUGAGCUCAGAUAACGCUUUCUCUCUCUCGUUUUUUAUCUGCGCUGAGUGUACCGACAAGUAAUGCUGCUUCCAGCGUGAAGAAGCUCCGGCGACGAGCACCGUGCAGACGACAAUUACAAGUCAUUUCGUCUUCGAGCCUCAGCUUCGGAACACCAUCGACCGGCCGAGAGAGAUCCGCUUGGGGAUAAGGCAAUGGGGAGCACGGAGGAGGAGGUCGUCGCCGUCAUCAUGGUCGGCGGUCCCACUAAAGGGACUCGGUUCCGGCCGCUCUCUCUGAACAUUCCGAAGCCGCUGUUCCCCUUAGCUGGCCAGCCGAUGGUUCAUCAUCCAAUUUCUGCUUGUAAAAGGAUCCCAAACCUUGCUCGGAUCUUUCUGAUCGGGUUCUACGAGGAGCGGGAGUUCGCGCUGUAUGUGUCUGCUAUCUCGAAUGAGCUUAAAGUGCCUGUCAGGUAUUUGAAGGAAGACAAGCCACAUGGUUCGGCCGGUGGGCUUUAUAACUUCAGAGAUCUGAUUAUGGAAGAUAGCCCGUCCCAUAUCUUCUUGCUGAACUGUGAUGUCUGCUGCAGCUUCCCACUGCCAGAAAUGCUUGAGGCUCAUAGAAGAUAUGGUGGUAUUGGAACCCUCCUAGUUAUUAAGGUUUCUGCAGAGUCAGCCAACCAAUUUGGUGAACUGGUCGCUGAUCCAGUCACCAACGAACUAUUGCAUUACACCGAGAAACCUGAAACAUUUGUGAGUGACCGCAUUAAUUGUGGUGUGUAUGUCUUCACACCAGAUAUUUUUACUGCCAUCCGAAAUGUUUCCACUCAACGGAAGGACAGAGCUAACUUGAGAAGAGUAUCCAGCUUUGAGGCAUUGCAGCCUGCUACGAGGAGCCUGCCCACAGAUUUCGUACGACUUGAUCAAGAUAUUUUGUCGCCUUUAGCGGGGAAAAAGCAGUUGUACACAUAUGAGACCAUGGAUUUCUGGGAACAGAUUAAGACUCCUGGAAUGUCCUUAAAAUGUUCAGGUUUAUAUCUUUCCCAGUUCAGACAUACCUCCCCAAAUAUAUUAGCAAGUGGAGAUGGCACAAAGGCUCCUACCAUUUCUGGUGAUGUUUAUAUUCAUCCAUCAGCGAAAAUACAUCCAACGGCUAAGAUUGGACCCAAUGUCUCAAUAUCUGCAAAUGCACGUAUAGGAGCUGGUGCAAGGCUUAUCAGUUGCAUCAUUCUGGAUGAUGUUGAAGUUAAGGAAAAUGCCGUUGUUAUUCAUUCAAUCGUUGGGUGGAAAUCCUCCGUAGGAACAUGGUCCCGUGUCCAGGGUCAAGGAGACUACAAUGCGAAACUCGGCAUCACGAUUCUUGGGGAGGCGGUGACAGUUGAGGACGAGGUGGUUGUGAUCAACAGCAUUGUCCUCCCGAACAAGACUCUCAAUGUCAGCGUCCAGGAGGAGAUAAUCCUAUAGUAACUCUGGCUUCUCUCUCGCCCAUGAGUAAUGUAUUAUUGCCUUGCCGAUUUUAUGCUGCCGAGAAGAUAAGAAAUUUGUAAUCUGUACUACUAGUUUAUUAUUUGUUAAAAAUUUGUAAAUUUGAGUUCCCUGUGAUCAUUGGAACAAUUAGAAAUGCAAUAAUGUACUAGGGACAAGGCCGCGCCUCGGUGCGGCAAUCGGUUAUAUUCGUAUCAUUACUUUUUCUCGGUAAGUUUAUUACUA